GACUAGGAAUAACUCCCCUGCCCGUUCAAGAUAGCAUCUCUACUUUUAUCCCUUUUCCAUUUAGGCAUCAUCGGCACGCUGUCUAGGAGUUUCCGAUGUGUUUCCCACUACGUUUUCUCACCGGUCACCGUAUGAAGAUCCCAAGUUUCUUUUGCCCUGACCGAAGCAGACAAGCUGCAUAGGAAUAUCGGCCGUACGAAAAUACUUAGCCAAUGACGGGAUAAGUCCGAUACCAAUUUCCCGAUUACUCUAUACUCUCGUAAUCUCUGAAGCGCUCGCUCAAGAAUUAACUUAUCACCGAGCCCAAGCGUAGAAGUCAAGUGAUUGUCUUCGAGAACCUUGUUAACUCCUGUUUGCUUGACGAUACCACGCUGAGAAAUACUUGCGAUGCCGAUUUUAGAUCGGUACUAAUCGGUGUCGCGUUUUUUCUAAAAUCCGGGGCUGGAAGCAAGAAAAGGGAUGUCGCCCGUUAUCAAACGCGGAUUAAUAAGUCGUAUUAUAAAUGCUAAUGGGUUAAGCUCGUCGCAUUUAAAACACUUCCCCACGUCCGCUCCGGACUUCUUUCUGUCCGUUCAACAUCCUAACUUGCCAAUAUGUCGAAACCCCUUAUUUCUAAUCCUACGAUCCCCUUGGACUCACUUAUACUCGUUACGGGAGCCAAUGGACUGAUUGCAUCAACUAUUGCAGACCAGCUCUUGUUCGCUGGGUACCGAGUUCGAGGUACUGUUCGGAACAGAGCUAAGAAUGCGUGGCUUGCGUCUGUGCUCACAGCUCGGCAUGGCUCCGACCGCUUCGAGCUAGUUGAGAUACCAGAUUUGACAGUAACCGGCGUGUGGACUCCGGUCGUUAAAGGAGUUGCUGGUAUCGCACAUGUUCUCGGAGCAUUGGAUGGAGCCGCCAAAGAUAGCGACAAAGCGAUAGAGGCGGAAUUGCCAUGGCAUAUUGCUCUCCUCGAAGCCGCUACCUCGGAGCCGAACAUGAAAUCAUUCGCUUUGACAAGUUCAGCUUGGGCGGCGUGGACUCCUGAUGCAAGUGUAAAGAGUGUGUUGACUAAGUGGACAUGGAAUGACUCCGCCGUCCAGUUGGCGAGAAGUGACGCAACUCCACAGCAGAAAGGCUUCGCACCGUGGAUGGCACAAAAGACCCUCUACGAACAGAAGCUAUGGGAAUGGGUUCGAAAAAACCAAGAUAGAAUACCAUUCACGUUCAAUAGUAUUCUACUAGACACUGUCAUAGGCCAUUGCUUGCAUCCAAAGGAACAAGGUAUUCCGUCCAGUACGGGUAUGGUUGGCUGGGCAUACGAAAAGUCCCACUUGGAUUUCUUAGGCGGGAUGCAACCUCAAUGGUAUAUUGACACUAUUGACACCGCUUUGCUCUAUGUGGCGGCCUUGACCACUCCUGGUGUCAAUGGGGAACGGCUUUAUGGCUUCGGUGCCCGCUAUAGUUGGCCCAAAGUCACGGAAAUCUUGAAGAAUCUGUAUCCCGAGAAAGACAUUACGAUAAUGGAGUAUAACGGCUGGGACCAGACUAAAAUUCCGAACCAGAGGGCUGAAGAACUACUGCGCGGGGUAAAAGGAGCUGGGUGGACUAGUCUUGAAGAAAGUGUCCAGGCGGCAGCCAAAUGUUUAGGUAUAUAAAAAGCAACACGUAUCAACCUUAGUAUUUGAGGUUAGGUGUCGGGGUGUCUAGGUAGCUAGACCAUUUGUACCUAGGUAGGUAUCAUUAUGUACACCAGAUUGUCACGAGGAUCUCAGUCGGCAAACUAAUUAACAGGUGAUUGCUCAUUUUUCUGAAAUUUUAGGUAUAUACGUACAAUAACCAGCCAGCAGCGAGGUCCCUAUGAAUCAGCGGGCUUAUAACCCACUAGGUACGCCCACAUCUAUGGUAUGCAUGAGCGGCUCGGGAAUCCUACUCGUGUAACCACCCAUUACGUUAGGUUACCUACCUGCUGCCUACAUGUACUUAGAUGGCCCUCUGCAGUUUUAGUCCCAGGUUUCAUGACAUCUAUUAUCGAAGUAAUCAUCUCAUUAAUCCAAAUUACCGA
This is a messenger RNA of Hypoxylon trugodes, 2044 nucleotides long. RefSeq names its product NAD(P)-binding protein. The record is from RefSeq and is a predicted model, not a curated record. The transcript is spliced from 2 exons. NCBI's taxonomy places the organism in Eukaryota, Fungi, Ascomycota, Sordariomycetes, Xylariales, Hypoxylaceae. Gene Ontology annotation, molecular function: oxidoreductase activity, acting on the CH-OH group of donors, NAD or NADP as acceptor. Bases 594 to 1637 code for a protein of 347 amino acids.